Callorhinchus milii (elephant shark) is the source of this 3101-nucleotide messenger RNA. It is a transcript of the gene ptp4a3a, whose product is annotated as protein tyrosine phosphatase 4A3a. The coding region runs from base 332 to 853 and encodes 173 amino acids. Gene Ontology annotation, molecular function: protein tyrosine/serine/threonine phosphatase activity. The transcript has 5 exons. Gene Ontology annotation, biological process: protein dephosphorylation. Gene Ontology annotation, cellular component: nucleus. The record is from RefSeq and is a predicted model, not a curated record. Lineage: Eukaryota; Metazoa; Chordata; Chondrichthyes; Chimaeriformes; Callorhinchidae.
UGCUGUUUUAACUGCGAUGCACAUUCAUGCAGGAUAGCUGAAUUUGCCGACCCCCUAUAAAGCCGUUCAUGGUUUGGGUGGGGUGGGCUGGGGGGGCAGAGAAAGUCGAGACGGCGAGAGAGGAACCGGGAGAAGAGAGACUGCAACGGAGAGUAUUUUGUUCCCUUUCUCCGAGGAGCAACCUGUGGGUUUUUUGAAAGAGAAAAACAAAACAUCGCAUGAAGAGAGUUGCAUGUGUGUUAGCUGGGAGAGGUUGGGGAAGCUUGUGUGACUGGCACUCAUCUCCUGCCCUAGGAGGGCCGCCCGGUGGGGGGGUUUCCUGCACAGCACAAUGGCUCGCAUGAACCGCCCGGCACCUGUGGAAGUUUGCUACAAGCACAUGAGGUUUCUCAUCACUCACAACCCUACAAACGCCACCUUGAAUGCCUUCAUAGAGGAACUGAAGAAGUACAGUGUGACCACUGUGGUGAGAGUGUGCGAGGUCACGUAUGACAAGAGCCCGCUGGAGAAGGAUGGCAUUGCAGUAAUGGAUUGGCCUUUCGACGAUGGUGCUCCACCUCCAACCAAAGUAGUGGAUGAUUGGCUCAGUUUGCUUAAGACUAAGUUUUGUGAAGACCCCGGUAGCUGCGUGGCUGUCCACUGCGUCGCUGGCCUUGGACGGGCUCCAGUACUGGUAGCACUUGCUCUCAUUGAAAGUGGAAUGAAGUAUGAAGAUGCCAUUCAGUUCAUCAGACAGAAACGCCGAGGGGCUAUCAACAGCAAGCAGCUCUCCUACCUGGAAAAGUACCGGCCAAAGAUGAGACUUCGGUUCAAGAACCCACACCAUCACAAGAACAAAUGCUCUGUUAUGUGAACCGUGGACACUUUUCAGCCCAAGAGUAGUUUACAGCGAUAUUUUUUAAAGGAAAAACAAAUAAAGAGAUUGCCAUUGGAUUUCCUGCCUUCAAAAUCCAAUCAGAUGAUUUUUUUUGUUUUAGUAACUUGAAUAUUUAUUUAUACUCGGAUCAUUGAUCCAGAAUGAAAGUCGGUGGAAAUACUCGGGCCUGGGUUUAAACUCGGGACUGACUGACUGACUGUGCUGCACAAGCUCAGACUCCUGCAAUAUUGCCUUUUUUUGUGCUCGCAAAAGCCUCUGAUUUUAAGCAUUGUUCCUCCAGGAGAUUGCGUGGUGAACUAAGCAACAUUUAAUCACACAAAAAACACAAACUUGUAAAUAGGAUGGAAAUCGAUUAGAUUAAAUAAUGUCUCCGAGUUAGUGGUCCACUGGUGGAGAAUAUUGAAUGUGAAGGUUCGUUUCUCAAGGUAGGUGGGGUUGGGAGGGGGGUGAGUAGUAAAUGUGGCAAAGAUCGUCACUUGAAUUAGCUGCUUCCAAACUGGGGUGGAGGGGAGAGACUGUUGUGUGCAACGAGUAGCUCAGAGACCUGAGCCUCUGAGUUCUGUAACUUUUCCACCUUUGGACUUGCCAGCACUUUUACCAGCACUGCUAUCUUGUGCAAUGUAUACACGUCCACUUUAAAAUCACUUGUUAGCCCUGCAAGCCAGGCCAUAAAAUGGGUAAACUAUGCCAUUACAGGCAUUAGCUGGUUAAAUGCCAGCAGUUAUCCAAAUGCAAACUCUGGCGUCCCCAAGCCUUGGCUCUUGCCAACCUGUGUGUGUGUGUGUGUGUGUGUAAUACUCCCCCAAAUUAGGUAACUGGGGGGAGAGAGCACAUUAAUUCCAAAUGCAGGGAAAAUUCACGUGUAGGUGUCCUACAUAUGUAGAACUGUGUUUGGUUUGGAUAGUUAUAAGCAUGAUGAUAGGUUUCUGCACGUGUCUGAUACCCAGCUGACACCCCACAAACAGGGUAAAAACAAACAGAAUCUGCUAGAGGCCUUGCAUCUUUUUUUCUUUCAGAAGGGGAGUUGGGGAGCGGUGGGGGGAGAGAGAUGUCGUGCAACCAAGACAUUUCCCGUUGAUAUUGAAUGCUCUGGUUGUUUCUGUGGUAUUGAUCUGUGAGCUUCAUUCACUCAAGCUGAUCUGACCAUAAAGUUACCGAGCAUUUAUUGUAUCGGGCAAGAAAAGUAGUUCUGCUUCUGACCAUUUCAGGCAUCGGGUGAAUUGUUUUUAAUGUUGGGGCUUAGGGAGCCAACUCUCUACUGUUCACAGGCUGUCAGCAGAGGUGUACGAGCCUCGACAGUGUUUUGUUACAGAUGAUGGUUUGCACACAAAGUAGCCAUCUAUUUCAGCCUGGCUCAUUCAGGAGCGCUCUCGCCUCUAUAAAUCAGAUUGUUGCGGGUUCAAGCCCCACAUCAGGACUUGGAGUUCACAGUUCAGGCUGGCGCUCCAAUGCAGUGCUGGGGACGUGUUGCAUUGUCGGAGGUGAGGCCCUUCAGAUAAGCGUUAAAACUGACGUUCCACCUGCCUGUGCAGAUUAAAGAUUUCACGGGAAGAGAAGGGAGUUUCACCCAGUGUCCUGGCCAACAAUUCCUCAGAUUAAAAUUGGUUAAUCGUUUCACAGGUGUUCGUGGGACAGUGCAACAAGAUGCACACUUCCUAGUAAAAUUCUGUGAAGCGUUUUGAGACGUUUCAACAUGAUGAGGCAAUAGCUUUAUCAAAUGAAAGGAUUAUUACAAUGGGGUUAUUAUAUCACUCCUUCCACACUUCCCCGCCUCAGAGUAGAGUGGAUAAAUAGUUAGAAGGUCUUUGUCAAAUUCAGUAACCAGCACAAUCUGACCGCUCUCACUUUUUGACAUCAUUUGAUGACUUUCAUGUGAAUCUAUUCGGGACGUGCCAGGUUCUGAAGUGGAGCACGGCCUUUCUCUUGAGGUGCCUGCAGGCGACUGAAAUGGAUGUGAGCCUUCUCCACUCUUAUCGUGGUUUGAUUUAUUAAGGAAAUAAAGCAAAAACUUUUAAUAGUUGCAACGGAAAAAAAAACGUUUUAAAUACCAUCAUAAUAUGCACAGCAGAAAUGCAGUACGUACAGGCUGUGAGCAAUUGUGUAGCUUGUUCACUGUUUGUGUACAUAUCGGUCUGGUUUGAUUUGACUUUUUUUUGAUUACUCCACGGUCGACUUAGUUUGAUUUUGUUUUUCUUUAAAUUAAAGGGAAAAGUUACACAAGCGA